Ambispora leptoticha is the source of this 753-nucleotide messenger RNA. Lineage: Eukaryota; Fungi; Glomeromycota; Glomeromycetes; Archaeosporales; Ambisporaceae. The record is from the annotation of a GenBank genome assembly.
AUGGUUCAAAAUAUCUCCACACCACAUCAUCAUUCAUUAAUCCGAGAAAACGAAACGACGUCUUAUUCUAAUAAUCACCGUUACGUACGUUCGUCAUUGACCUCAUUUCAAGAUCGUUUGCCACGAUAUACUCCAUCAUUUUCUUUGCCCCCAAGAUAUUCUCGACUUGAUCCAAUGUCCGAAAUGAUGGCAAUCAAAAAACAAUCCCACUACAAAAUCCUUCAAAAUGAAAUAAUCCGCGACGAUGGUCGAAUGUUUCACUUUUACCUUGCAAAUCCUGCUGACGAAUACGACGACUCUCAGAUCUGGAGCGAACGUCUAAUAAUCGAAACAAUCGAGAAGAAAUUCGUAAAGAUUAAUAAUGAACAUGUGGUUUUAGAGCGAACUAAAAGUAAAUUCAGUAGGAGGCGAAAGAUGAAAUUUUUAUUUGGAGGUAGUGAAUGGAGAUGGAUUAGUGAAGGCAAUCGCUUCAUAUUCCAAGCGGUGUUUCGUAAUCUAUGUAACGAAAAAGAAAUUUGGUCACUUGGUCAUCUGGAAAAAUGCAGCAGAUCGAUCGUGUUCCGUCAGGGACGGUUAUGUACAAUGUAUAUGGUGGAUGAACUCGAAAUGAUCAUGUUAAUGACGGCGCUUUUGUUGACUGUUGAUAAAGAGAAAAUAAUAAAAAGAAAACUAUCGAAAUGGUCAAGACGAUUAAUCCAUUCACGAACUGAUAAAAAUCAGCACGAUGAGAACGCAAGGACAAAACUUUUGUGA